This is a messenger RNA of Ictalurus punctatus (channel catfish), 3262 nucleotides long. Its product is annotated as spermine oxidase. The record is from RefSeq and is a predicted model, not a curated record. The transcript is spliced from 3 exons. Gene Ontology annotation, molecular function: polyamine oxidase activity. Bases 940 to 2397 code for a protein of 485 amino acids. NCBI's taxonomy places the organism in Eukaryota, Metazoa, Chordata, Actinopteri, Siluriformes, Ictaluridae.
UGUGUGUUUCUUUGAAUGUUUGUUUGUUAUUGUUUUUUUUGUUUCCCCCUUUCUUUUGGUUUUGGCUGUGGUUGUUUUGUUGGGGUUGUUGGGUGUGGUGUUAUAAUGUGUAAAAUGCAAAUAUCCAAUAAAAAUUCUAUGAUCCAAAAAAAAAAAAAAAAAAUCUCUGGCUUGUGAGAGUUCAGGUGAGAAUGCAAGUGAGAGCGUAGGUGAGAGUGCAGCAGGAAAGCAAGACCUCGCUUGCAGGACAGUACUGGCGACAUUUAGAAAGUUCCUAAGAUUUGUCCAAAAAGUCGCUAGAUUUGUCACUAUGCGCUUUUAUUUGCUAAAAAAAAAAAAAAAGUCGCUAAAGGGGUGUGAAAAGUCGCUAAACUGGCAACACAGGUCUGCACUGACAGCGAGAUAAAAGGCAGGCUAAACUCCGCCUCUCCCCAGCAAAAAGAAAAUGCAGGUUCUUUUUUCUUUCCUUUAGUGAAAAGCAAUAAAAUACACCUAGUACCCAAUUUAUGCCCCAUCUGCUUUUUUUUCUUGAAAACAAUUUGCACCCCCCCCCGAUCUCUCCGCCCCCCUGGUGAACCACUGCACUAGAUGACUCAUGUUGACUUAAGCCUUAAGGUGUGGACUCUUAUCACGUGACCUUGCUGCCCCCAUAGUAUUUAGCAAAGGUGAGUUUCUCUUCUUGUUAAACAGGUUUUAACUCAGCGCAAGAGCACAAAGUCAGUUAACACGCUGCGAAACCAGAACACCUCUACUGCUGAAUAAAACAACUGGAUGUGAGUAAUAUUUUUUAGUUCGGAAUUCUUUCAUAUAUUAAUCCCCCUGCAUUGCAAAGAUAAACAAACAAACAAACAAACAAACAAACAAAAAACAAAACAAACAACAACAUAACAGAUCUAUAUUAAUCACCAGUCUGAUUAUUUCUUCAAGGCAUUCUCAGUCAUGUCCAGAGAUGCCAAGAUUGUGGUGGUGGGUGCAGGAUUUGCAGGUUUGGCUGCAGCAGCCUCUUUGGUCCAGGCUGGAUUUCAGAAUGUCAAGAUCCUUGAGGCUAAAGAGCGAGUAGGAGGAAGAGUUUGCACUACUAAACCAUUUACAGAGAACAUUAUUGAACUUGGUGCUAACUGGAUCCAUGGACAGAAUGGGAAUCCCCUCUACAAGUUAGCAAAAAAACAUAAACUGCUAGCUGAAGAAGGUUUGAUGGAUGACUCGGAGAGUUCUCGAGACUACUUUUUUAAGGAGGGUGGAGCACACUUGCCAGAUGAACUUGCUGAUGAGGUCACCUCUCGAUUUGACAAACUCAUCUCCAAGGCAUUUGAUGAAAAAUUGCCACAAAAGUACAGAGCCCUUACUUUGGGAGAUUACCUUGAUGCGUCCUUUGCUGAAUCUGCUUUAGCAUCUUCAGAAGAUGGAUCAAGAAUUUUUGAAUGGUGCAAGAGAAAUGAAUGCACAGACGAAGCUACAUCUUCUCUAUAUGAAGUGUCUGCAUCUCAGGCUAGUGAAUAUAUUGCACCUGAUGGGGAGUUCCAUAAUACCCUGGGUCCUGGGGGUUAUCAAGCAAUUUUAGAUCUUAUUCUGAAAGGUCUACCUUCAGGAACUAUUCUGAGCAAUAAAGCAGUGAAGAGCAUUGAGUGGGACUCCCAGGGGAACAAGGACAAAGAAGAGAAGCAUCCUGUAAGAGUGAUCUGUGAAAAUGAUCAGAUCAUUCAAGCUGACCAUGUGAUUGUGACUGUAUCUCUGGGGGUUUUAAAACAACAAGCAAGAACCAUGUUUGAACCUGACCUACCAAAAUCAAAGCUGGAUGCUAUUGAGAGACUCGGCUUCGGUACGGUGGACAAGAUCUUCCUGUGUUUCAGUGAGCGAUUUUGGCCAGAAGACUGUGAAGGAAUCCAACUUGUUUGGGACGAGGGACCUGAAGAUAAGGCAGUCUAUAGCAGUCAAGACGAAGAAGAUGACUGGGAAGAGACAUGGUUUAAAAAGAUUUCAGGCUUUGACGCUGUGGCCCGUCACCCUACAGUGCUCUGCGGCUGGAUCACAGGCAGAGAGGCUCUUCAUAUGGAGACCCUGCAGGACAGUGAGGUUGGAGAUAUCUGUGUAAGAUUACUCAGGUCUUUCACUGACUGGCCUGUUCCUGAUGUGUCGAAAGUUCUGGUCACUAAGUGGGGUCAUGAUUCUAAUGUCUAUGGCUCCUAUACAUAUAUUCCCAAGGAGGUGAAUGGUGUGAGAGAACAAAAAGCACUAGCAACACCUCUUCCUCCUCAGGGGAAAGCUUCACACAGUAAGCCUCUACAGGUGCUGUUUGCAGGUGAAGCCACUCAUGAGAACUUCUACACCACCACCCAUGGAGCCUAUCUGUCAGGGGUCAGAGAAGCACAGAGACUCAUUGACCACUACUCUCAUUAAGCCAUUAAGGUGUCUGUCCAUUGAGAACACGAUGUCUGUACUGCUUUUUGCUUUUUUUUUUUUUUAAUGUUAAUCCAUGAAAGUUUUAUGACUAAUAAUUUGAGAGAAUAAUUGUAGAAAUGUAUUCUUAAGAAGAAUAAUUGUUGGUGCUGUGUAUAGUUUGUAACAAUUGAAAAUGUUGUAAUGAAAAUGCAGAUGAUCCAUUGGUUGUGCUUAGUUUUCAAAAAUGCAGUGAAAAGAUAUAAGAAAGAUCUUGGCCAAAACAGGAAGCGUUCUAAAGGAAGUAUUGUGGUGUAUAAACUGACAGCCAAAAUGAAACUGUAUUUCACCAGAUGGCGAUGUUGUGCAAUUCACCCUUACUUGUGAUGACGCAGUAUGAAAGUGAAGUUUCUAGUUGGUUAACAGCAUGUAAGGUUCAUAGUAUGUAAGACCAGUUUUCAUUAAAAAUAUAAAAUAAACAAGACCUCAGCCAAUAAGAUGGGAAAUCAAAUAAAACAACAAUCCAGUUAGUUGAACACUUAGUUACAGUGUAAGAGGUUUGGAACUAAAUGUCAGGGUGGUAGAUUUUCAAGAACUGGGCUGAUGACUUAUGAGAAUAAAAAAAAUGAGGGUGAGGUUACGAGGUACAGCAGUGUGCUGUUCACUAAAUUCUCUUUUCUCGCAGUUAAUCUCAUGAAAUGCUAGAUGAUUUAUUAGUGAAUAUUAUCAAGUGCUUUAAAGUAAAUUCCUAGAGUACAGUGCUAUAACAUUACUAUACAGUCAUUAUAUCGGGUACUUUUUUUUUUAAAAACCUAACUUUUUCCCAUAAUGUUCUUUCAGACUGUCCUUAUUAAACCUGCAAUAAAAUAAUCAUUAUAAAAUAUAA